Molecule: messenger RNA, 2836 nt
Organism: Leopardus geoffroyi (Geoffroy's cat)
Lineage: Eukaryota; Metazoa; Chordata; Mammalia; Carnivora; Felidae
Gene: DMTN
Product: dematin actin binding protein
Exons: 16
Coding region: 495-1712 (405 amino acids)
Biological process (GO): actin filament bundle assembly; lamellipodium assembly; cytoskeleton organization
Cellular component (GO): plasma membrane; actin cytoskeleton
Molecular function (GO): actin filament binding
Source: RefSeq, a predicted model, not a curated record
AAGCGGGGUGUGGGUGGCCCAGGAAGGCCCCGCACCUCCGCCCCACGCGAGGCCGGCGGCCCGGGGCGGGCGCAGGCCCCGGGACCGGCGGGCGCGCCCCUCCCUCCGCGCGGGCUCCGGUUUCCUGGCUGGCACUGCGCGUCCCGUGCUACCUGUUGGGGCGAACCAAACCCAACCCUGGGGCCGGCGAGCGGCCGGGGCCGGGGCAGCAGGCCCGAGCGCCCGCGGAGGAGCGGGCAGGCGCGGCGCCCGGGCGGCCCGCGGACUCUGCAGCCUCUUCGCCGGUAGCCAGAUUGCUUUUUUCCGGCCCGGCACUCGGUCACCAGCCGGGAGAGUCACUGAGGGAUGAGGUCGCCACAGCCCAGUGGAACGCACUUUCUGCUCUCGUGGCCCCGAGCGCGCAGCGCCCAGGAGCCGGGCAGAGCCUGACGCCCUGUCGUCAACCCUCGCGCACGGGGCUCUGCGGGUGACCGGACCGGCCAGCUCCCUGCUGCAUGGAACGGCUGCAGAAGCAACCACUUACCUCCCCUGGGAGCGUCAGCUCCUCCCGAGGCUCCAGUGUUCCUGGCUCUCCCUCCAGCAUCGUGGCCAAGAUGGACAAUCAGGUGCUGGGCUACAAGGACUUGGCUGCCAUCCCCAAGGACAAGGCCAUCCUGGACAUCGAGCGGCCUGACCUCAUGAUCUACGAGCCCCACUUUACCUAUUCUCUCCUGGAACAUGUGGAGCUUCCCAGAAGCCGGGAGCGCUCACUGUCACCCAAAUCCACAUCCCCCCCACCAUCCCCAGAGGUGUGGGCAGAGAGCCGGUCCCCUGGAACCAUCUCUCAGGUUUCAGCCCCAAGAGCCACUGGGACCCCACGGACCAGCCUACCCCAUUUCCACCAUCCUGAGACAACCCGCCCAGAUUCCAACAUCUACAAGAAGCCACCUAUCUACAAGCAGAGAGAGUCCAUGGGAGGGAGCCCUCAGAGCAAGCACCUCAUCGAGGACCUCAUCAUCGAGUCCUCCAAGUUCCCUGCAGCCCAGCCGCCUGACCCCAACCAGCCAGCCAAGAUUGAAACCGACUAUUGGCCAUGCCCUCCGUCGCUGGCCGUCGUGGAGACAGAAUGGAGGAAGCGGAAGGCAUCGAGGAGGGGCGCAGAGGAAGAGGAAGAGGAGGAAGAUGACGACUCUGGGGAAGAGAUGAAGGCUCUCAGGGAGCGUCAGAGAGAGGAACUCAGUAAGGUUACUUCCAACUUGGGAAAGAUGAUCUUGAAAGAAGAGAUGGAAAAGUCAUUGCCUAUCCGGAGGAAAACUCGCUCUCUGCCUGACCGGACACCCUUUCAUACCUCCCUGCAUGCAGGAACAUCAAAGUCAUCUUCUCUCCCCGCCUAUGGCAGGACCACUCUGAGCCGGCUACAGUCCACAGACUUCAGCCCCUCUGGGAGUGAGACUGGAAGCCCAGGCCUGCAGAACGGAGAGGGCCAGAGGGGGAGGAUGGACCGGGGGAACUCCCUGCCCUGUGUGCUGGAGCAGAAGAUCUAUCCCUACGAAAUGCUGGUGGUGACCAAUAAGGGGAGAACCAAACUGCCUCCAGGUGUGGAUCGGAUGAGGCUUGAGAGGCAUCUGUCUGCGGAGGACUUCUCAAGAGUAUUUUCCAUGUCUCCUGAAGAGUUUAGCAAGCUGGCCCUGUGGAAGAGGAAUGAACUCAAGAAAAAGGCCUCUCUCUUCUGACCACCCCUCCCACUCCUUGACUGACCCUGUCCCCUGCUGCUUCAGGGCUCUGGAGCUGGGGUCACUAGACCCCAAAGCAUCAUCCCUUGGGGGAGCAGGGAGGUGGGGUGGAGGUAGGGUUGGCUCCAUUCCCCAGGUGAGGAGGAACCAAGACCUCUGCAGUGCUGGGGUUGUAGGACAUGAACUUGCUUCCCCAUAAUGAGCUAGGGGGGGGGGCCUCCUUCCCUCAUCCCUGGUCCUCACUGCACAGGGCAAACCCAGUCUGGACUCCAGCACACACAGAGUUAAUGUUUGCACCCUCUCCCCACCCCAACCCCACAUGAAGGUCCCCACAAGAGAGUGAGGAGAAACGAGGCAGCAUUAGUGGUCAGGCAUGUUGGCUGUCUUGACCAAACGGGUGGGUAGGACCCUCGGACCUGCUAGGAGGCAGGUGAGGGUGGGAAGCAGCCAGGCAGGCAGGGAGAGCCCCAGGAUGCUGUGUGCACCCAAGCACGCCUCCUCACCUCACCUUGGACAGCUUCCCCUACACCUGGGCCUCUGGCUUCUCUGACUCUUAGCAGGAGCAGGCUUGAACUCAGCCUCUAACAAGGAGGCCACCCUGCCCUCCAGCUCACCUUGUCCUCUCCUUGUGACCCCUAAGCUUCAGAGCCUCUUGCUCCAGCCCUGUGGCUUCCCCAGAAGCCUUGGCUUAGAGUGGAGAUGUUGCAGAACCUCAGCCCGCCGUCAGCCUGCAGGCAAAGUCCGCUAGACUUCUAGCACCCAGGUCCCGGGCAGAACCCAGGCCUUCAGGCUCCUUGGAUGGGAUCAAGAGGCCAGGCUGAGUGUCCUGGCUAGCAGGUCCCGUCCAUUCCCACGCAUCCCCCACCACGCUGUCUAAAGAAUGUAAUUUAUUGGGGCACCCCCCCAGCUGCUUUCUCUCCUAACUCUCUGCCCUACUUUAAUCACACUCCCAGCUUUUCUUCUCUACAGAAACAUAUGUGUAUAUAAUUAUAUAUAUAUUUUUGCCUGGGGCUGGGUUUGGUACCUGCCCAGACUCUGGCAUCCCUUUCCACUGUGUGUGUGUGUGAUAAUGCUGUGGGAGGGGGACUCUGCUUGGAAUUAAAAGGUUGCACUGGGCCCCCAAA